AUGACAGCUUCCGGACAGGCCAUAGCAGAGGGGCUACUCUGGGCGAAUCGUUUCCUCUGCAUUCAAGACGAGUCAGGCGUCUGUCUUCCAGAGUUCUACGAUGGCGAAAAGGAGCUAUGUUCUGAUCGUGAUCUCACAUUUGCCGCCACUAUUGUCAGCACCGACUAUGGCCGGGGACAUGUAGACGAAGAAAGCUUCCAAGAGUUGCUAUCGUCAUACCCGGCCCCAGCCAAUAGCUACACCUCAAGCUACACACAACCGCCGCCGUCCCUGACUCCAACUUGCCGUGGGACAACGAUCACAGUUCAGGAGGGUGACACUUGCGAGCCAAUAUCUCGAGCAAACAGCGUAGCUACAGACCGAAACAUUGCCGACAAAUACAUGGAUUACUCCUGUCGAGAGUUGGUGGUCGGCAUGAAGCUGUGCAUCCAGGACACUUGCACCAUCGCACAGAUCCAACAAGGGCAGACUUACGAGGAUAGAACCAGUAGCAAAGGCUUCACUAUAGUGCAGCUCACCUCUUAG
Molecule: messenger RNA, 525 nt
Organism: Colletotrichum gloeosporioides
Lineage: Eukaryota; Fungi; Ascomycota; Sordariomycetes; Glomerellales; Glomerellaceae
Exons: 2
Coding region: 1-525 (174 amino acids)
Source: RefSeq, a predicted model, not a curated record